AAUCUUCCGGCAAGUAGGGCACCGUUUCUCGCUUACCCUCCUUCCCCGGCCGCGGCGAGGGCCCACCGUCCCGCGGGGCUCGCCGCCCCGCAUGUAGGCGAGGCCUAGGAGGCCCGCCUGCCCCGCUUCCCGCGGGAGCUGAGGGGCCCUGGCGUGAGGGAGGCCGUAGAGGGGCUGUACAGGCCCAAGGCGGCCUCCGUGGGGCUAUGGCUUCUCGGGAGGGUUUGGAAACCUCCUCCUUCAGCCUGAGCGAUGUAAGAGAGCGGAUGCGGGAGAAGAAGAAUGGUGCCCUGCGGACUGCAAAGCUGAAUGCCUCGCUUGCAUCGAAAAUCAAAAUGAAAAUUAUUAACAACUCCUCCACUAUUAAAGUAUCCCUAAAACAUAACAAUAAAGCACUGGCCCUGGCCCUCAAUGCGGAGAAGGCCAAGGUACACCAGCUCAUUCAGGAGAAGAUCGUCUUACAGAAGGAGGUGGAGCAGUGCCACUUCGAGAAUGCUGUCCUGCGGCACAAACUCUCCUUCCAGGAUAAUAUCUUGAAAGAGUUUGAAAACCUUAUGGCUGCAGUUAAGGUGGCCCAACUCUCUGAGAAGAGCAGCACGAGUGACGAUAGCUGGGCCUAUGAUGUUGCAGAUGGUCAGCUUAUGAGGGCUGCAGGGAUGCCAAUGAGGGUGCCCGUUUCCAAGGUGUGUGAUGCAGAACAGCAAGGUAGCAGCUCCACAGCAGUAACAUUGUCCACACUAGAUCUUCAGAGACCUGCUUCUAAUGAGCCACUGGAAACUGUGCCCAUUGCCUCCAAAGACACUUUGCCACCACAGCCAGCUGAGAAGCCUCAGUCCCACCAGGAAGAGAAUGGGAAGAAGCUGACUGAAGCAAUGGAAGCACAAGAGGCUUUUCUUGACCCUGGCAUCUUUGGAGAGGACUUGUGCACCACCCAGCAAAAUCCCAACAGUUUGCCAGUGCUUGCCUGGGAAAGUCAUUCCCUUUCAUAUGAGGGCAAUGAGGUGACAAAAGAUUUCUUUGAUCGUCUCUCACAAGGGCAUGUUACUCAGAGGAGAAAGCGUUCCAUGCUGUUCGCAACAAGCACUCCAUCUUCUGGUGUGGAUACCUUCCCAUGUGUCAGUUCCACUCAGACAAACGACAGCAGCAGCUCCAGCAAGAGCAACACACAGCCACAGUUGAAAUCUCCUAGCUCUCUGGUUUCAUCUACUCAAACCACUGUUAUCCCUGAUAGAAAAUCUUUGGGUAAAGAGAUUUUAUGUGAUCAGCCACAGGCUAAAGAAACUGGGUGUGGUGUUGAAACUGACCCCAGUAGCCAAGUCCCUGCGUUUGUUCCUGUAAAGGUUAAAAGCAAAGGUAGUUGUAAAACUGGUGAAAAAACAACUGUUAAAAAAGCAAGCACAAGAAAGAAGAAAAAAAAUACAAUUAAUGCAGAAAGUAGUCCUGAUCUACCUCAAAGUGAAGAGAGAGCUCAAAGUGCAAAGAAGCUUCUUAAGCCAAAAGUUGCAACAUGUGCUAGUGAGCCUGAAGUUUCUGAGAAGAGGCAGAAAGCUUGUAAGGGGGCUUUCAACAAGAAGAACAGAGGCUGUGAUGUGGAACAGCAUUCCCACUCUCCUGAUGAAGUCCAAGAUCUCGGAAGAGCAUAUGUGAUGAAUCCAGCACAGCUGCACAAUCUUGGAAGUGGUGACUUACUGCAACAGGUUAAGAAGGAAGAUAUCUUUGAGAUCCAAAGCAACAGCUUGUCAAAAAGCCCAGUUCAUGCCUUCUCAAGUAAUGAAAUUCCCUCAGGUGAUUCCAGUCUACGAAAUUCACUUUUGAGGAAAGAGACCUCAAGUGCUUGUGCUUUGCAAGAGGACUUGGGUGUGAACACACAGAGCAUCAGACAGAAAACCAGCAGAAAAACUAGAGUAAUUAGGCAAAUAGAUGACUCUGAGGAGAAUCUGCCAAUCAGUGUGAAAACACCAGAGGCCAAAGCUGAAGAACAGCCGAAAAGAAGCCGGACAAGCAGGAAGACGACUGUCAGGAAAAGCAGUUGCAGUGAUCAGAGAAAGGAAGUUAAUUUUUUUGGGCCAUGUAUAGGUAGUCAAGAAGUAGCUAAGGAGAAUACAAAGGAUUCACCGAGUAAUCUUAAAUGUAGCAGGAGAACUUACAUUGUCCGUCUUUUGGAUCUUGCGGGAAACAUGGAACAUGUCCAGACAGAUCUUGAAGGUGUUGAAAUUGUAUCUUCCAGACCUGUUUCUGGGAGCAAACCUAGCAAAAUCCCCAGGGUUCAGAGGAUAGUAGCUGCUCAGAGCAGUAAAAAACAGACAGGAGACCUUCAAGAAAAGGAGCAAGCUAAAGUUGGCAACAACAAGAGUGCUUCAAAUAAAGAGGCUUAUCCCAAACCAAAGUGUCAGAGGAAGAGGAACACCUCUAGUUCUCCAGAGACCAAUUCCCUGGCCAGACAAAGUGGUGGUGCCAAGGCACACUAUGGAGGCUCGGCAGAACUUGCAAACUGUCCUGUCCUGUCAUUUGAGUUCUCCGGCAUUACGGAUCUGCUCCCUCAGCCACCUGCCUUCCUGGAGGAGCAGACAGCUGACAUAUCACUUAGCAAAAAUCUUAUCGACACUUCAUACAGUCUUGAAUUCUCCUCUGCGACUUGUUCUGCAGCUUUGCCUGUCAGCUCCAGGCUUACAGAUGUACCAGUUUCCAGUAGCUUAAGUACAGAGGGUAACAGAGUGCUGGAGAAAUCCUCUGUUUGGCUGGAAAGCUCCCUGAUAUCGAAAGAAAAGACUGCAGAGGAAACAUCUGGGGAAAGAAACCAGGUUGAGUCAAGUUCUUGGAGCUCAUCUUCACAGGAACCUGAGAUCAGGCCACUACAGGACUCAACCAAUGUGAGGACUGUGUCUUCCUCCAGCUUGGAAGAAGUGUCAAAGUGCUUGUCCAGGCGGAGACAGCAGCCAGUCUGCUAUACAGAGCCAAAACUCAACAGCAAACUGAGGCGGGGCGACCCAUUUACAGACAUGCAGUUCUUCCACUCUUCCUGUAAAAAGAAAACUGCCAAAGCCAAAGAAAUGACUAAGAGGAUCAAAAAAGAAAAAGAAUGGUUUCCUGAAGGUUGUCCCAGUGCCAAGACAGACAAGCUAAUAACAACGGGAAAAGACAUGGAGCCAGAAGUGACUUGCUGAUUGAAGAGGCAGUCCCCAAGUUCCUAGGGGCCUGUGCAUCUUUGCUAGAAUAUCUCUUAUGUUUUGCAUAGCUUAUUUUUUCUUUUAAUUGUGAAGUAUAAAUAAAGUCUUCUACGUGGACGGUAUAAA
This is a messenger RNA of Calidris pugnax (ruff), 3293 nucleotides long. Its product is annotated as shugoshin-like 2. Gene Ontology annotation, cellular component: nucleus; chromosome, centromeric region. Gene Ontology annotation, biological process: meiotic chromosome segregation. NCBI's taxonomy places the organism in Eukaryota, Metazoa, Chordata, Aves, Charadriiformes, Scolopacidae. The coding region runs from base 207 to 3164 and encodes 985 amino acids. The transcript is spliced from 9 exons. The record is from RefSeq and is a predicted model, not a curated record.